This is a messenger RNA of Camelina sativa (false flax), 1347 nucleotides long. The record is from RefSeq and is a predicted model, not a curated record. Lineage: Eukaryota; Viridiplantae; Streptophyta; Magnoliopsida; Brassicales; Brassicaceae.
CUCUUCUUUUACACUCUUCUUCUUCUGUUCAAAUCAGCCUAAACUCCAUUUUUUUCCCCAUACGAAUCAUCAUGAUUCAUCAUUGUUCAUUCACGAAACCCACUUUCUCAAUUUCGAUCUCGACUCAGAAGCAUCAUCAUCAUCAUUCAAGUAAAUUCUUGAAUUUGGGUUUCAGAAUCCGAUGCGAGUCCGGGGAUGUCUCGUCGCCGAUGCGGACCAAUGCGAUGGGUCCAUUCACGGGUAGAGAUCCGAAUGUGAAGAAACCUUCUUGGUUGAGACAAAAGGCUCCACAAGGCGAGAGGUUUCAGGAGGUGAAAGAUUCUCUUUCUCGUCUCAAUCUCAACACUGUUUGUGAGGAAGCACAGUGCCCUAACAUCGGCGAGUGUUGGAAUGGAGGUGGUGAUGGUGUAGCAACUGCAACCAUUAUGGUUCUUGGUGAUACUUGUACUCGUGGUUGUAGAUUUUGUGCUGUUAAAACCAGUAGAAAUCCUCCUCCUCCUGACCCAAUGGAACCAGAGAACACUGCCAAGGCCAUAGCCAGUUGGGGUGUAGACUACAUAGUUAUCACCAGUGUAGACCGUGACGAUAUACGUGAUGGUGGAAGUGGACAUUUUGCGCAGACUGUCAAAGCUAUGAAGAGACAUAAGCCGGAUAUAAUGAUAGAAUGCUUAACUUCUGAUUUCCGUGGGGACUUGGAGGCUGUCGAUACUCUUGUGCACUCGGGAUUGGAUGUUUUUGCUCACAAUGUUGAGACUGUGAAAAGGCUUCAGCGACUCGUAAGAGAUCCUAGGGCUGGAUAUGAGCAGAGCAUGUCGGUUUUGAGACAUGCAAAGAUCAGCAAACCUGGAAUGAUCACAAAGACAUCUAUAAUGCUUGGUCUGGGAGAAACAGACGAAGAGUUGAAGGAAGCAAUGGCUGAUUUAAGAGCAAUAGAUGUUGACAUUCUAACUCUUGGCCAGUAUUUACAGCCAACUCCAUUGCAUCUGACUGUGAAAGAGUAUGUCACACCUGAGAAGUUUGAUUUCUGGAAAACAUACGGAGAAUCAAUAGGAUUCCGCUAUGUUGCAAGUGGUCCACUGGUAAGAUCUUCAUAUAGAGCAGGAGAGCUAUAUGUGAAGACAAUGGUCAAAGAAAGCUACUCUAAAUCCUUGUCAUAAUAGCAACAAUGGAGAUCAUAAAUGCCACAAGUGAAACCUGGGACUCAACACAAAGCCUGUUACUCCUAUCUCUCUUUUUUGUCUUUCAAUUGACUUCAUUCAUUUUGGUAAUUUAUCCGAAUACCAUUGUGGAUAUAUAUAAAUAUUAAUAUAUAGUUUUUGUGUUUUAUAAAAAUGGUGCCAAUAAUAA